Acanthosepion pharaonis is the source of this 696-nucleotide messenger RNA. Lineage: Eukaryota; Metazoa; Mollusca; Cephalopoda; Sepiida; Sepiidae. The record is from the annotation of a GenBank genome assembly.
AUGGUUUUAAUUAGUUUGUUUUCUAUUCAUAAUCAGAUAUUUUUUUAUUUUUUUUUUAUUUUCGCCUUCUUCUUUAAUAUUGUCACCAUUUUAUCUUCUUACCUUUCUCUUUUCCCUCUCUCUUUCCCGUCUUCAUCAUUGUCUUCCUCAUCAUCGACACUUGCUCAUUGUUUUCUUUUUCUCUCCCCUCUUUCUCCCCCCCCUCUCCCCCUCUCUCUCUCUCUCUCUCUCCUCUGUCUUCGUCUUUUAUUCUUUAUAAUCGUCUUCCCUUUCUUAUUUUCUUUUACGUCUCCCUCUCUUCCUCUCCCCUUUCUGCGCAUUUAUGACUAUCUUAUUUUUUGUCUCUUCGCCUCCUUUCCCUCCUUCUCAUUCUCUUUUUUCUUUCUUUGUCUUCAGUUUUCUUUUCUUCUCACGUUUUAUUCACUUUCUCCUCUCUCCUUUAGCGUCCUCUUCUUCGUCACUCUCUUUGUUGUAUUAACCUCCUCCUAUUCCUCAUUCCUCCGCAUUUUCGUUGUAUUUUCCUUCUUUUUCUUCCAAACAUUAUUUUCGAGAUUUUUUUUUCCGUUUUCUUUGAUUUCCCAACAUUCUGUCGUUUUCUCGACAUCCACAUAUUUUUUUUCUCUUCGAAUUCUUUCACCUUCUCCACAUUCCCCACCUAUCCUCUUAAUUUUCGAGAUGUCUCUUAUUCAUAGAUAG